AUGGCGACUGGGAAAGUGGUGGUGGAGAAAGUCGAAGGAAAGUCAACGGCUACGAGUUGCUUCUCUAAGUAUCCUCUCAAGUUUAUACUUCCUCGCAAGGUAGCUCCUGCCGGAACUGACGGAGAUUCGAUUUCAUGUGAAUUCACCAUUGGUGAUGGAUGCACUGCAGUGAUUACUACUCAGUCUUCUACUAAGGUGUACAAGGCAAUAGGAUCAAAGUGUUCUGAACAGUUAUUGGAAGCGAGAAUCGGUAGUGAAGCUCUUUUGGUUGUGGUUCCAGAUCCAGUGACUUGCUUCUCCACUGCUCGGUACUAUCAGAAACAGAUCUUUAGAUUGGUAUCAGACUCUAAUCUGGUUCUUGUGGAUUGGAUCACAAGCGGGCGUCACGCAAAUGGUGAAAAAUGGGAUUUCGAUUUUUACAAGAGCAUCAACAAUGUGUACCUGGAAAAUGAUCACCCUUUAUUCCUUGACACUGUGCUGCUAGAGAAGAGGAACAUCCAAAGCAUAGCAGAACGGAUGCAAGACUAUCACGCCAUAGCAAUGGUCAUACUCUUCGGGCCAAAGCUGAGGUUAAUCCAAAAGCAAGUCCAAGAAAACGUGAAGAAUAUGAUGUCGGAACAACUACAGAUCUCUUACGGUUUUCAAAGACACAAAUCUGAGUCAAGCUCUAGAAAUGGCUUCAUGAAACCAGAGUUCAUUGCUUCCUGCAGCACAUUUGGCCCUGAGGGAAAAGGAGUUGUGAUUCGAAUAGCUUCGGAUUCUACAGAGUCUGUCUACAAUUUCUUGAGGCAACAAUUGGCUGAGCUCGAACCACUUCUUGGUCAAUCUCCAUAUGCUUGA
Arabis nemorensis is the source of this 840-nucleotide messenger RNA. The record is from the annotation of a GenBank genome assembly. Lineage: Eukaryota; Viridiplantae; Streptophyta; Magnoliopsida; Brassicales; Brassicaceae.